AUGGGUAAACACCGGCAUCAAAAUUCAGGAAGCCCACUGUCCAAGCGACUUGAAGAGUUUUCCGAGGCCAGUCAAGGCCAUUUUCCCAACUUGGAAAUUAAUGAAGGAACUAUUCAUGAUCCACCGCUCUCAGAGGAUAUUGUGGAUGUCGAUGACUGGAGCUAUUGUGAUGAAGAGGAAACCCCAGCACCGAGCAUACCCAGUUUGCCUGAUCAGGGAUAUGGAUCGGCCGAACAUCAACAAAUCCUCUUACCAUCCUCAUUUCAAGCAGCCCUCCUCCCUACAUCACUGGGAGAAGCCCGGUGUGUAGAGAUAGAAUUGAGAGUGGCCCAGGCAAAUAACGCUCUGAAGCAUUUACGGGAAGCCAUCGGUUACAAGUCAUUCCUUGAUUGGAAGAGAAUUCGAGCCAAGAAAUCGAAAAAACGUGUAACUCGGGCUUACGAUGCUGUACAAGGAUCGGAUCGCGAUAUGAAAAGUGCUCUCCAGGCAUACAACCAAGCUCGAUGGGCUCUUAAUCAGCUCAAUGCUCCUCAGGGCACUUGUGACCGAUACAAGCCGAUAGGGAAAAAAGAUACAAGGGCACUAACUACGGUAUACGAUGGCAACGCCCAGGGUCAAAGAAAUUAG
Laccaria bicolor S238N-H82 is the source of this 627-nucleotide messenger RNA. RefSeq lists its product as uncharacterized. The record is from RefSeq and is a predicted model, not a curated record. The transcript is spliced from 2 exons. Bases 1 to 627 code for a protein of 208 amino acids. NCBI's taxonomy places the organism in Eukaryota, Fungi, Basidiomycota, Agaricomycetes, Agaricales, Hydnangiaceae.